AUGUGGCCUUCAGUCUCCGCUCACAGAAGCUUUGCCAAGAUACCAUGCCCUUCAGGUGCAUCCUGCGCACUUCCUCAUUGCAUAUUCAGUCAUGACGCUGCCAAGUCACCUGACCGCUUGCCUUCUCCACCUCCAGUAACAGCGGUACGCAGCGUUGAGCCAGUUGCGAGACAUGACGACGUUGUAAACCAGGACCUGUCUCAGGCUGUUCCUGUAAAAGACCAAGCAAGACCCAGCGGCUCGGUCAACCCAAACAUAUCCAAGGGCAAGGCGCCAGCAACAAAGGAGUCAGGAGCCGCCCACACUCCACCUUCGAAGCCGCUUGCUGGCACAGCUGUCUCCAAAUCCCUGCCUUCAUCUGCGACCCGGCCCAUAUCCCCACCACCAAAGGCUGUCGCAGCCAAAACUAUCAUUAAUCCCGACACUCCGGUUCCCGUGGUACCGCGCAAGCUCACCAAAGAACCGGCUACCUUCACCAAACGAGUGGCACUUCUAAAGGCACUGCACACGUACUUGAAACCACACAACGACAAGCUCCUCAAAGCAGUCAAACCCGAGAUCAAGGCUCUGCACCUUGACACAAACCAGCUCAAUAAAUUAGCAGUCGAUGAGGAGGAAAGGAUCGCCAUAUCCAACCCAUCGGUCUACGAGAACAUACUGAAACAGCGGCUAGUAAAGCUCAAGGGUAUGACACCAGAGGAUUGGGUCAAAGAGAGGCGAGCAGCCGUAGCCGCGGAAAAGGGCGAGCCGCCUAAGAAACCACCGCCUAAGAGGGUGGACACAGGCUUGAGUUCCGAAGACGAAAUCACGUUUCUCCGCACGCUCAAGUGUGAACAAAAGGGACUGGAUCAAUAUGGUUAUGUCACCCAUCUACCGAGCGAUGCAGAGCUGAAUGAGACACGUUUGGCCCUGGAUACAGCUGCUGGAUGGGAAGAAUGUGACCGCUGCAAAACGCGCUUUCAAGUAUUCCCAGAUCGAAAUGAAGAAGGUGCCCUCACAUCCGGUGGAGAAUGCAGGUAUCAUUGGGGUAGAACCAUCUAUCCUAAAAAGUCCAACAACGCCACAGACUUUAAGAGAUUGACAUGCUGCAACGCCGAAGUCGGAUCGCCGGGCUGCAGUACGCACGAAACGCAUGUGUACAACGUCAAAAGCGCGAAGCGACUAUCUCUCAUCAUGCCAUUCAUUCAAACAUCAGAAAACGACAAGGUCCCAAAAUCUUCGGCUGUAGCCUUUGAUUGCGAAAUGGGCUAUACCACCAAUGGCCUCGAGAUGAUGCGUCUUACUGUCAUAUCAUGGCCGCAACAUAAGCCGCUCGUUGACGUUCUCGUUCGUCCACUGGGACAGAUAUUAGACUUCAACACUCGCUUCUCGGGUAUCACGCGCGAGCAGUUUGUCAACGCAAAACCAUACGACCCAGCAAAUCCUAAGCCGGUGCGCAAGGACCUCCGUAUCGUUGAAUCACCCUAUGCAGCGCGAGAUCUCUUCCUUUCCCAUGUCUCGCCCGAGACACCGGUCGUAGGGCAUGCGCUGGAAAAUGACCUCAACACGAUCCGUCUCAUCCACCCCGUCAUCAUCGACACAGUUCUCCUCUACCCAACACGGCAAGGCCUACCGUUUCGCUCUGGGCUGCGGAAGCUCGCCAAAGAUCAUCUCGGCGAGGAGAUUCAGCAAGCAGGAGCCGCUGGCCAUGACAGCUACGAGGAUGCCCGCACAACGGGCGAGUUGGUGAGACUCAAGAUCAAAGAACAGUGGAAGCUGAAGAAGAUUGAUGGCUUCGAAAUCAGGGACGGCGGCGUACAUCCACCAGUGCCAUCCGGCGCACCACCAGCACGGGCUGCAACCACGCCCGUGAAUGUACCAACCGCGAACAUGACUGGAUCGGUAGGAACGAACCCGGCGGCUAAGAGAAAGCUGGAGGACGAAGGCAAGGAAGACCCCAGUGAAGAGCCGCCGACGAAGAAGCUGGAGACUUUGAGUUCUUAA
Messenger RNA from Exserohilum turcica Et28A, 1983 nucleotides. RefSeq lists its product as uncharacterized. The record is from RefSeq and is a predicted model, not a curated record. The transcript has a single exon. Gene Ontology annotation, molecular function: nucleic acid binding; exonuclease activity. Bases 1 to 1983 code for a protein of 660 amino acids. Gene Ontology annotation, cellular component: nucleus. NCBI's taxonomy places the organism in Eukaryota, Fungi, Ascomycota, Dothideomycetes, Pleosporales, Pleosporaceae.